AUGGAGGCGCUCGGGGGUUAUCCAACUAAAUCCUCUGCCCGAAGAGCAAGCAUGUUCUCUGUGUUUUUGAGUGUUGCAGUAUGCAUGGGUUCGUUAUAUUUGUUGCAGACAAAGUUGACGAAGUCGCGAAAACAAAAGGAUUUCUACACUUUCGAAGUCAAGGACACCAAAGGGAGGACCGUUUCUCUGGAUAAGUAUCGAGGCAAAGUGUCCCUUGUUGUAAACGUGGCGAGUCUCAGCGAACACACAGAGCAGAAUUAUCGAGCUUUGCAAGAACUUCAUCGUGAGCUGGGAACGUCGCACUUCAACGUACUCGCGUUCCCUUGCUCACAGUUCGGUGAAACUGAACCCGGGACCAGUCGCGAUAUUGAAGCGUUUGCCAGGACAAAUUUUGGCGUGACGUUUCCCAUCUUCAGCAAGAUCAAAAUAAUGGGAUCCGAAGCGGACCCGGCGUUCAAAUUCAUCACAGAUUCAGUCCAGCGAAUUCCAAAAUGGAAUUUCUGGAAGUAUUUGGUGAACGCCGAGGGUCAGGUGGUGCGCUUCUGGCGGGCGGAGGAAUCCAUGGACGACAUUCGAAAGGAGGUGGCGACACACGUGCGCGACAUCAUAGUAAAGAAGAGACUGGAGCUGUGAUGAACGGGAAAGUCACAGAGACAUCAAAUGCCGCUGGACAGAGCCUAUUUAAAUUGGUCGCAUGUUCAGCUGAGUUUUAGGUUGCUGACAUGAAAGGCCAUUGGUUCAUGAUGGGCCUUAUUCGCCUGCCAAAGAAAUUUUUGCAAAUGUUCCUAAUGGUACGAAAGAAAGAGCGUGUGUGACUGUAUUUGUGCGAUCUCGCAGGAGAGUGAG
Chanos chanos (milkfish) is the source of this 846-nucleotide messenger RNA. It is a transcript of the gene gpx8, whose product is annotated as glutathione peroxidase 8 (putative). NCBI's taxonomy places the organism in Eukaryota, Metazoa, Chordata, Actinopteri, Gonorynchiformes, Chanidae. The coding region runs from base 1 to 633 and encodes 210 amino acids. The transcript has 3 exons. Gene Ontology annotation, biological process: response to oxidative stress. The record is from RefSeq and is a predicted model, not a curated record. Gene Ontology annotation, molecular function: glutathione peroxidase activity.